This is a messenger RNA of Lasiodiplodia theobromae, 462 nucleotides long. RefSeq names its product TPR domain-containing protein. Lineage: Eukaryota; Fungi; Ascomycota; Dothideomycetes; Botryosphaeriales; Botryosphaeriaceae. Bases 1 to 462 code for a protein of 153 amino acids. The record is from RefSeq and is a predicted model, not a curated record. The transcript has 2 exons.
AUGGCCCUCGAACGCACAUUUGACAACGUCGCGGAUCCGCAGUCGUCCGACUCACUCAUCGAACUUGCAGAAGAUGCGGCGGUCCGCUUCGGAGCAAAUGCUCCACAGACUCUUACUGCACGCGAUGAGGCGGCAAGUAAGCUUGCCAGUGAAGGCCGCCUUGGACUCGUUAAGAUGUACGAAGAAGAGACACUAGGGCGACGCCUGAGCAUGAAAAAAUCAGAGAAUGCUCGCGAGGAUGAAGCCACUCUGGACAACCGGAUGCGUCUGGCCCGCUACUAUUCCGAAAGAUAUGAUACCAAGAAUGCCAUCUCUCAGCUCCGCGCCGUACUCCGUACUCUCGAGGCACAUGACCACUUGGAUUGGGGCAGGAUCGUUGAAGCCCGCAAUGAGCUCAUCUGCGAGUUGUGGAUGGAAGACCAGACAGAGGUGACCUCUGAGGGGCGGAUCACGAAAGAAUGA